Molecule: messenger RNA, 945 nt
Organism: Sorex araneus (European shrew)
Lineage: Eukaryota; Metazoa; Chordata; Mammalia; Eulipotyphla; Soricidae
Product: olfactory receptor 1J4-like
Exons: 1
Coding region: 1-945 (314 amino acids)
Biological process (GO): G protein-coupled receptor signaling pathway
Cellular component (GO): membrane
Molecular function (GO): olfactory receptor activity; G protein-coupled receptor activity
Source: RefSeq, a predicted model, not a curated record
AUGAAGAGGGAGAAUGAGACCAGAGUUUUUGAGUUCCUCCUGAUGGGUCUCCCUGUACCACCAGAUGAUCAGGAUUUGUUCUUGAUGCUCUUCUUGGUCUUGUACCUCACCACAGUGCUGGGGAACCUGCUCAUCAUCCUGCUCAUCAAGAUAGACUCUCGUCUCCACACCCCUAUGUACUUCUUCCUCAGUUUCUUGGCUUUCAAUGACGUGUCUUUAUCAUCUGUCACAGUUCCCAAGAUGUUGAUGGACAUGAAGAGUAAUCACAAAUCCAUCCCCUAUUCAGGGUGUGUUUGUCAGGUAUAUUUUUUAGUAUUUUUUGCUUGUACUGACAAUUUCAUUCUUGCAGUGAUGGCCUAUGACAGGUAUGUAGCCAUCUGUCAGCCACUCCACUAUACCAUGAUCAUGAGGCAGGAACGAUGUAUCUCAUUUGUAGCUUGGUCCUGGCUCUUCAGUUUUUCACAUUCACUGAUGCACACCCUGCUCUUGAUCCAAGUGUCCUUCUGUGAUGAUAUUACCAUCCCUCAUUUCUUCUGUGAACUCUCUGCAUUGCUAGAGAUAAGCUGUUCAGACACUUCACUCAAUAAUCUGGUCAUACUAAUAGAAGGAGGAAUGGGUUUAUGUAUUCCAUUUGUUUGUAUCCUGGGAUCUUAUAUCUGCAUAUGGGCCACUGUCUUAAAAAAUCCUUCUGCUAAGAAAUUCUUCAAAGUCCUUUCUACCUGUGGUUCCCAUCUCCUUGUUGUAGCUUUGUUCUAUGGGACCAUUGCAGAAGUGUACUUUUUCUCUUCACCGUCCAUGUCUGAUAUGAAAAAAAUAGCUGCUUCUGUGAUGUAUAUGAUAGUCACCCCCAUGCUGAACCCUUUCAUCUAUAGUCUGAGAAACAGAGAUAUAAAACAAGCACUAAAGUUGUUUGCUAAUAAGAUGAUGUUCUUUAAGUCUGAAUAA